Messenger RNA from Hibiscus syriacus, 867 nucleotides. Its product is annotated as 30S ribosomal protein S2-like. The coding region runs from base 140 to 763 and encodes 207 amino acids. The transcript has 5 exons. The record is from RefSeq and is a predicted model, not a curated record. NCBI's taxonomy places the organism in Eukaryota, Viridiplantae, Streptophyta, Magnoliopsida, Malvales, Malvaceae.
GCAAACGAAACAUGGCUGCUGCUACUGCUGCUCUUUAGUUUCAAUCUCCAUCUCAUUAAGCUUAUUCUUUCCCUUUCAACAGACAAUUACUCAAGCUGGGAAACCCUGUUCUCUCUCUCACAGAGAAUGCAGAUAAUCCAUGCCCUUUAACUCGCAUAAGCCAAGUAUUUCAAGCAUAGAAUCUGAUGGUAACACAAAAGGAAGCCGUUGUAGGAAAGGUUUUACCUAUGCCUUAGGAAGAAAGAAUGAUGAAAGCGAAGAAUCGAGUAAUGGCAUUAAACCACCCGACUCAUCCAGUCGGGAAGAGAUAGUUGCUUUGUUUAGAAAGAUACAAUCUUCAAUUGCCCGAGACAAAUGGCAAGUCCCAACCGAAUCAGUUAUGGAUGUUCUUCACAAAUCAGGAAAUAACCUACAAGAUUUUGCAGACACUGGAACCAAGGCAUUGAGAUGGAGAAGUGGCAACCCUAAGAAAAGGCAAGCUAAGGAGAAGGCUCCUGCUGAAAUGGACGAAUUCAAUUUAUCAAGGCCACCAUCUAAUUUUAUGAAAAAGUCACCAAUUCUACACCCAACAGCCCCAAGAACAAGGACUCCUGAGAACUUUGAAGCGGUACCUACAACCGAGGGGUCGGCAUCAGCAAACAUUGAGAAACUGAAGCUUUCAAAGUUGAAAGAACUAGCAAAAGCCAGAGGAAUCAAGGGUUACUCCAAAUUGAGUAAGUGUGAACUUCUUCAAUUAUUGAUUCCAUUAGAGAAAAGCAACUAGGUUUUACCCCUUUUCCAGUAGACAAAUAGUGCUGAUCCUUCAUUUUUAUUUUCAGCAGUUCCAAUUCAAAAAACUGGUAAAGACAGUCAUUCUCCAAUUGGAUA